Molecule: messenger RNA, 951 nt
Organism: Medicago truncatula (barrel medic)
Lineage: Eukaryota; Viridiplantae; Streptophyta; Magnoliopsida; Fabales; Fabaceae
Product: disease resistance protein RPV1-like
Exons: 2
Biological process (GO): signal transduction; defense response
Molecular function (GO): ADP binding
Source: RefSeq, a predicted model, not a curated record
UUCAGGACUUUAGACACUCCAAAGUCCUUAAGUUCACACGCUACAAUUCAUAUUCAUCCCCAGUGACAAAAGGUGUCUUUCUCUCGCAUUAAUUUGAAUCCGAAUUCUCUUCCAUUCAUAUUCAUCAAACCAACUCAUCCACUCAUCAUGGCUUCCCUCACAGUUACAAAUCGAUUCACGUAUGAUGUUUUUCUCAACUUCAGAGGCGAAGAUACUCGCCAUGGUUUCACAAGCUAUCUCAAGAAAGCUCUUGAUGACAAAGGAAUUCGAACUUUCAUGGAUGACAAGGAGCUUAGAAAAGGUGAAGAAAUCACACCAUCACUUCUCAAAGCAAUUGAAGACUCCAUGAUGGCCAUUGUUGUCCUCUCUAAGAAUUAUGCUUCCUCCUCCUUUUGCUUACAAGAACUUUCAAAGAUACUUGAUUCCAUAAAAGGUAACGGUAGGUGUGUUUUGCCGGUAUUUUAUAAGGUGGAUCCUUCUGAUAUACGAAAGUUGAAAAGGAGUUAUGGUGAAGCAAUGCAAAAACAUGAUGAAGCCAACUCCUCACGUCAUGACAUGAAUAAAUGGAAAAUGUCACUUCGCCAAGUUGCUAGUUUGUCCGGCUAUCAUUACAAAGGGGAUAUGCCUGAGCAUAAGUUUAUUGAGGAGAUUAUUAAACAAGUCUUAGAAAAUAUAAAACCUGUUGCCUUACCUAUUUGUGAUUACCCAGUUGGACUGGAGCACCAAAAGCAACAUGUGACUUCUCUUUUGAAUGUUAGGUCUGAUCAUACAGUCCACAUGGUAGGGAUCCAUGGGAUUGGUGGAAUAGGAAAAACAACUCUUGCUUUAGCCGUUUAUAAUUUGAUUUCCCAUCAGUUUGAAGUUUCAUGUUUUAUUGAAAAUGUGAGAGAAAAUUCUAAGAAACAUGGGUUGACAUAUCUCCAAAAAAUCAUUAUUUCUAAAGUAGUUGAC